This is a messenger RNA of Thermothielavioides terrestris NRRL 8126, 780 nucleotides long. RefSeq lists its product as uncharacterized. The coding region runs from base 1 to 780 and encodes 259 amino acids. Lineage: Eukaryota; Fungi; Ascomycota; Sordariomycetes; Sordariales; Chaetomiaceae. The transcript has a single exon. The record is from RefSeq and is a predicted model, not a curated record.
AUGGACGCCACUGCUAGCGGCGAAGCUAACGACGUCGGGGCUUCCCAUCCCGCGAGUGAGAGGACAGAUAUUCCGAUCCCCCCUGGGAUAACGGAAGCCGCCGGACAAGCGCGCGACAGGCAAGUUCAAGAGGACAAGAAGCUCGGCGACCAAGCCGCCGAAAGCACGGAGCUCAACAAGAACACCGCCACCAGCGACCAAGCCAACCAAGACCAGGCUUCGCGUCUUCCGCCUGGUGCGAUUGCGAUUCCGUCCCCCCCGGGCAUGACGUUGGAGGCCUUUCUCGCGAUGCAAGAAACGAAAAGAAAGCAAUUUGAGCAAUAUUUGGAGGAGAGGAAACUCGCCGACGAAACAGCCAAGAAGACCGAGCUCAACAAGAAUAUUGCCAUGAGUGACCAAACGUACAGAAACGCAAAGACAAACAAGAAUGUCAAAUGUAAUUCAACAAAUAUCAUUAGCAUCCUUACUGCGGUAGAUCCGGUCUGUGCUAAUCAACGGACCCUCUUCAACAGGGGCCGACCCGAUCCAUCUGACGUUAGCUCAACCGUCAAGAAGCCAAUGUUCGUGCAGGCGGAGCUAGCGGAGGUACGUAGUGAAGGGUCUGCCCCGACCAGUCAGCUCGGUGGCCGUAGAAAACGGCCGCAUGAAACCCACUACGCCUUCUGUCAUGGUCGCAUCGGUCGGAGUUGGCGAUCUUUGACUCCCCGCCUUCCCCGGCGAUGGUAUACUUCUUUGCAGUCGGAAGCCUUGCCUAAAAGUUACCUGUCGCCAACGCAAUGA